This is a messenger RNA of Oncorhynchus keta (chum salmon), 2242 nucleotides long. RefSeq names its product dnaJ homolog subfamily B member 11-like. Gene Ontology annotation, biological process: protein maturation; protein folding. Lineage: Eukaryota; Metazoa; Chordata; Actinopteri; Salmoniformes; Salmonidae. Gene Ontology annotation, cellular component: endoplasmic reticulum. Bases 96 to 1181 code for a protein of 361 amino acids. Gene Ontology annotation, molecular function: misfolded protein binding. The record is from RefSeq and is a predicted model, not a curated record. The transcript is spliced from 10 exons.
UUCUGAUUUGACAGAAGGAAGAGAACUAGUGACAGAAGGAAGCCAACAUCAAAAAGCCGGGUUGUUCUGUUGGUUUCUUGAAGAAACAGGGAUCUAUGGCCGUUAAAGGGAUGAAUCUGGGCAGUGUUUGCUGUCUUGUCCUGUAUUUUGUUGCGGCAGUGCUUGCAGGGCGAGAUUUCUACAAGAUCUUGGGGGUGAGCAAGUCGGCAUCUGUGAGGGACAUCAAGAAGGCUUACAGAAAGCUGGCUCUCCAGCUCCACCCUGACAGAAACCCCGAUGACCCCACUGCUGCUGACAAAUUCGCAGACCUGGGGUCAGCCUAUGAGGUGCUUUCAGAUGAUGAGAAGAGGAAGCAGUAUGAUGCAUACGGAGAGGAUGGUCUGAAAGAGGGUCACCAUGGUUCUCACAAUGAUAUCUUCUCCAGUUUCUUCGGGGACUUUGGCUUCAUGUUUGGAGGUAACAGGCAAGGACAACAGGACAGGAACAUUCCCAGAGGAAAUGACAUAGUACUAGACCUGGAGGUCACGCUCGAGGAAGUGUACUCUGGGAACUUUGUAGAGGUUGUGCGCAACAAGCCUGUAGCCAAAGAGGCCCCUGGGAAAAGGAAAUGCAACUGCAGACAGGAAAUGAGGACGACGCAGCUCGGACCUGGACGCUUCCAGAUGACCCAGGAAGUAGUGUGUGACGAGUGCCCCAAUAUAAAGCUGGUGAAUGAGGAGAGAACUUUGGAGGUGGAGAUUGAACAGGGAGUGAGAGAUGAGAUGGAGUACCCUUUCAUUGGAGAAGGUGAACCUCACAUCGACGGCGAGCCAGGGGAUCUACGCUUCCGCAUCAAAGUUAUGAAACACCCAGUGUUUGAGCGUCGAGGAGACGACCUGUACACUAACGUCACAAUCUCUCUGGUAGAGGCUCUGGUUGGCUUUGAGAUGGACAUCACACACCUCGAUGGACAUACGGUUCACAUUGAGAGGGACAAGAUCACCAAGCCUGGUGCCCGGCUGUGGAAGAAGGGAGAAGGCCUGCCAAAUUUUGACAACAACAACAUCCGUGGAUCUCUCAUUGUCUCCUUUGACAUCGAGUUUCCACAGACACAGCUGGAUGACAAUCAGAAAGAGGGAGUGAGAGGGAUUCUGAAACAAUCGUCAGUACAGAAGGUUUACAAUGGACUACAGGGAUACUGACACACCAAAAGACAGUCUGGACUGAGUUCUGCGCCACACAAAAAAACACACACACAAACAAAGGAGCACGCUUAGGGGUGUAUUUAUUUUUUGGUUGUUCUCAGGAUGGGUUGAUUUGUUUUAUUUUCUAAUAUUCCGAAGGUGGCUUGAUGUUAUUUUUUAAAAAGAAGUCCUGGUUAUAUUUAAUGCUGUAUUUGUCUCAAAUUAUUUUACUACCACCUUAAUUCCCCCUCACAUGACAAAUUACUUAUUUGCUUCAAUUUGGAGAGUUUGGAUCUUCAAGUCAACAUACCUUUUUAAUGUCAACUAAUUGUCAACCACUCACAUACAUCUUGGAUCAUGGAAGCUCCCAUUUCCAAUGUUAAACCCAUCACACCUUACUGAGCUCUAGAAGAGGAGCUUUCCUGGAAUCAAAGGACUCUGGAGUCAACAACUUCUCAUGGACAUCAGCAAGACUGGAAUACUAUCACCCUCCCUGUUUUGAUAAGUUUUAUGUAUGUGGUACUGUACUAGGUCGUUUCAUUUAACCUUGAGGGAUUUUAACCCCUCUGACACCUUAAAAGAUUUGGUCAAAACACUUUGUAAAUAGGAAAGAACAAACAACAUUUUUUGCUUUUGUUGAAUUAGAUUAUGUUUAGAUGUAUUCUUUGUGGUGUAAGGUUGAGUGAGCAUUCUGUCUGCUGAAAGAAAGGCCACUUUGAGUGUACUUCUGGGGCUACCUAGCUGCCUCCUCGUUAGGGUGACAAGGAUAUCAUCCUCGUCUGGAGACUCCAUCUCCAGCUUGCUCUGCCUCCCACCACCAUCCACCCCUCUUGCUCUGCUUCUCCUCUGACUGAGUGUGUCUGAAAUGGCACACUUUUCCCUAAAUAGUGUUACUUUUUGACCCGCUCCCAUAGGGUUCUGGUCAGAAGUUGUGCACUUUUAAAGGGCAUAGGGUGCCAUUUCAGCCCUGUGUUCUUUGGACUGCUCCUCCUGACUGAAAGAGACUACUGUGAAUAAUGGGAUGUGCUAUAGUACAGGAGAGAAAAUGUACUUUUCAAUUAAAAGUUUAUAAUAAAUAA